AGUUUGUACUUCAUUUAUUUUGAAGUAGUGUUAAAAUGCUGGAUUUCAACAGAACAGCUGAGGUUAUGUGUGUGGAAUGAUAAUGGAGAAGAAGGAGAUGGUGAGACUGUGUUUGCAAGAGUUGAGAGCUGUGAAGGUAUUGGGACAAGGGGCCACUGGAACUGUGUUCUUGGUUAUAAACCAGAAGUCUGACAGACCCUUUGCACUCAAAGUCAUGAGGAAAUGUGCAAGUGUAAGUAAGGAAGAGGCUAAUGAAUUGUUGAAGAGGAUACAGACUGAGUUAGACAUUGUGUCUUCACUGCACCACCCAUUUCUUUUCUCAUUACAGGGCGUUGUGGUGACAGACAGAAUUACUGGUUUUCUAGGAGAGUAUUCCCCAGGUGGGAAUCUCCAAUCUCUAAGGCUAAAACAGCCUCAAAAGACCUUUCCCGAGUCUACAAUCAGGCAAGAACAGUAACACCCAAUAUCUCUUUUAUUAGUUUUUGGGCGAAUGAAAAGAAAUUUCAGUUAUCUAAUGCUAUGAAUGCACUUUCAUAGGUUUUAUGCAGCAGAGAUUGUGAUUGCGUUGGAGCAACUACACAGCCAGGGCAUAGUCCACAGGGAUCUGAAGCCUGAAAACAUCCUCAUACAAGCCAGUGGACACAUAAUGCUUAUAGACUUCGAUCUAUCCACCAGGAUUUCACCCAAGAAUCUCAAUACACAAAAGUUGCAGAGAUCCAAGCCCUCACACCUAGCUUCUAUGCUAUACUGCUGCAUGAAGUUACCAUCAAAUUCAAGCCAGCAAGGUGCUACAGAUUCAUAUUCAAUGCCCAAAGAAAGAGCAUCCAGAUUGAGAUCCAAAUCUUUUGUGGGCACAGAAGAAUAUGCAGCUCCAGAGAUGUUGAAGCGCACUGGUCAUGAAUUUGCAGUGGAUUGGUGGGCUCUGGGGAUUCUACUCUAUGAGUUGCUCUAUGGCAAAACACCAUUCAAAGGGGCUACAAGGCAGGAGACUUUCUACAACAUUAUAACAAACCGUCCCAGAUUGAGAGGGACAUGGAGUCCUCUCAAGGAUAUCAUAGUCAGGUUACUCAUGAAGAAGCCAUGUGAAAGAUUGGGCUCCCUUAAUGGGGCUCAAGACAUAAAAGAACACCCCUUUUUCAAGUCCCUUAGCUGGGAUACCAUUCAUUUUGUUUCCAGACCGCCAUUUGUGCCUCUAUCCCAUCAUUCUCUACAUGAGCACUUCAUCAACAAUGUUAACAUUUCAAUUGACAUCGAAGGGACAGGAAAAAGUGAUAACAUCAUCCCCGAUUUGAGAAAUGCCAUGGAGAAGAAUGGACACAAUUGGGUAGAGGGCUUGUCCGAACCAGAAGAAAUGCAAGAUUUUAGUGUGUUUUAAUUGUAAAAUCGUUGAGAAGGAUGUAUUGUUGUUAUUGUAAAGAAGCUUGUAAUGGAACUUUUUAUAA
Molecule: messenger RNA, 1442 nt
Organism: Cryptomeria japonica (Japanese cedar)
Lineage: Eukaryota; Viridiplantae; Streptophyta; Pinopsida; Cupressales; Cupressaceae
Product: serine/threonine-protein kinase OXI1
Exons: 1
Coding region: 524-1375 (283 amino acids)
Biological process (GO): protein phosphorylation
Cellular component (GO): nucleus; cytoplasm; plasma membrane
Molecular function (GO): ATP binding; protein serine/threonine kinase activity
Source: RefSeq, a predicted model, not a curated record